Messenger RNA from Trypanosoma theileri, 1491 nucleotides. Its product is annotated as rabGTPase-activating protein. The record is from RefSeq and is a predicted model, not a curated record. The transcript has a single exon. Gene Ontology annotation, cellular component: membrane. Lineage: Eukaryota; Euglenozoa; Kinetoplastea; Trypanosomatida; Trypanosomatidae. The coding region runs from base 1 to 1491 and encodes 496 amino acids.
AUGACUGAUCCUCUUCGGGUGACGGUGGAGUGCUGGGAGAAUCAGCGCUAUCAUCCACUGAAGGGUUGGGGAUUCCACCGGCUGCCGAUGGACCGCACGGCGUGGUCCAAUAAGAAGGGCGACGCGGUGCUCUGCCGCGAUAGUUUUCUCACGCCGAUUGGUUGGAUUUGGGCCACCGAGUGGACCGUCGCCCCCAACGGGCAGCACCGCGAGGGAUGGUUCUACGCAGCGGACUUCAGUAUUCCCACACGCUUCUGCAGUAGCACACCAAACAGCAUGAGUUACGUGCGGCGACGCAAAUGGGUCCGCACACGUGUGCAGUUAACAUAUGAUGAUGAUCAUCAUCACCACAACAAUAACAAUAGUGGAAGUGUGGGGUUGUUGGAUGUUUUAUCGCAUUCUUCUAGUUUUCAGGCGGAUCCGCGUGUGGUGUGGCUGAGCACUUCUUUCUAUGGAUUUACCGGAGCCACAGUGGAGGAGCAGCGGGAGGAUCAGCGUAGACAGCAUAUCUGUUGUUAUAAAUUACAUCGUUGUUUAGAUGUAUCUCGCGGUAGUGUUAUCACAGUAGAGGAAGAAGAAGGUGAAGAAGACACGGAGGUGCUUUGUAAUAAUAAUAAUAAUAAUAAUAAUAAUAAUAAUAAUUUAUCAUUACAUCGACAUCCUUCUGUGACCUCUGCUGUGCUUAACUGUGUGUAUAAUUACGGUCUUGCCCAAUGUCUACGUCCGGCGCUUUGGUUAGAGUGGUCAGGCGCUGCAUCUCUUCAACGAGAAUCUCCUCGGAUGUAUGAUGAACUUAUGUUGCAUAUCGAUAAGGUUUGUGGUCAGCCAUUACAGGAUAUUAUGCAAGAUGUCGUUCGAACCGCACCUCGUCAUCCAUUCUUUGCGAAAGAUGGAGGUGGAGCAGAAGAACUACGUAAAGUGUUGUUAGCUUUAGAGGUUGCAGGUGUUCUACCUUCUUAUCAUCAAGCAUUUAGUUAUAUUGUAGCUACGGUCUUAUUAAACUUGCCGGCGAAGGAGACUUUUUGGGUUGUCACUUCUCUUUUUGAUCAAUUUCUUCCACAUGGAUAUCAUGAGGAAUACCGUUUACAGGAGGAUUUGAUUUUAUAUAAACAAAUACUUGAGAAUAAGAUGCCCGAUGUCUUUGCACAUUUUAAAUUACGUCGUAUAGAAGUUUCCGUAUUUGCAAGCGGAUGGCUUCAGGGAUUAUUUUGUGCACAUUUCCCAUUUUGUACUGCGGCUCGUAUUCUUGAUGUUCUCUUUGCUGAAGGUGAUAGUAGUAUUCUGGUACGUUUUCUUGUAGCAUUUACGAUGAAGUUCCGUCUGGAGAUGCUGGAAAUGGAUAGUAGCGGUUCAUUAGGUCACUUUGCAAAUGAGUGGGCACGUAACUGCUUUGAUAUUGAUGAUAUUAUGACUGCUGCGAAGAAGGAUGGACUGAGAUCUAUUGUUUUAUUUCACAGGAUGGAACGUGCACAGAAUGAUAAGGUGAGUUAG